Antechinus flavipes (yellow-footed antechinus) is the source of this 8968-nucleotide messenger RNA. It is a transcript of the gene IGBP1, whose product is annotated as immunoglobulin binding protein 1. The transcript is spliced from 6 exons. Gene Ontology annotation, molecular function: protein phosphatase 2A binding. The coding region runs from base 4619 to 5647 and encodes 342 amino acids. NCBI's taxonomy places the organism in Eukaryota, Metazoa, Chordata, Mammalia, Dasyuromorphia, Dasyuridae. The record is from RefSeq and is a predicted model, not a curated record. Gene Ontology annotation, cellular component: cytosol. Gene Ontology annotation, biological process: regulation of dephosphorylation; regulation of signal transduction.
GCUUUCCUCAUCCUCCCAACUUCUAGAGUAUCUCCCUUCAUACAAAUCAUCACUUUGUAUCUGUUCUGUAUCCAUAUAUGUAUAUAUACGUACAGGGGUGGAGUGGGAUUCAGUUUGGUUGGAGCUGAGAACACACACAAAGGAAUGAUAUAAAUAAGCCUGGAAAAGUGAUAAUAGAGUCAGAUAAUAAGAUUUCUUAAGUACCCACUAGGUGUCAAGCCCAGGACAUAAAAAAAUAAAGUACCUGCCUAAUGGGGGAGACAACAGACAAACCACUCCAUACACAUGAAAUCCAACAGCAUCAACUGAAGGUAACCGACAGAGGAAAAAUCCUAGCGUUAGGAAGAAGGCCUUUUACUCAGCAGGUAAGGAGGACCCAUGGACAUUUGAGGAUUUUCAUUUUUUCUUAAGCAAAGUGAUUUGCUCAGAUCUGCUGUUCACACAGCAGGUGGCAGACUGAAUCACCUGCGGGGACAGGAUGGAUUAGGGAGACCUACCUGGAAUGAAGGAAUGGAGAGACAGUAAGGAAGGACCCAAUUGGCUGUGGUUGGUCUUCAGGAGGGUCAGCCACUAAGGUGGUAGCUGUGGAGAUAGAUAUAGUAGAGGGAUGCUUGGCAGCUGAUGGGAUAUGAGAGGUAAGGGAGCACCAAGAGUCUAAAAUAAUGCUCUGGUUAUGAAUGUGGGAACAAAGGGGCCAUCAGGAAAGUGAGAGGGGGAAGCAGGUUUUUUUUUUUUUUUUUUUUUUAAGAGGGGGAGAAGUCCUUUCAUUUUAUACAAUGCAUUUAUUAAGUAUCAUAUAUAUAUGUAUAUAUAUAUACUGUAUCAUGUAAAAAAUACAAAGUAAAAAAACAAGCUAGUGUCUGCCUUUAGAAUCUACUGGAGGAAGGGGGAAGGGAGAAGGGGGAAGGGAGAAGGGGGAAGGAAUUCCACAUGGUUUCAGGUAAGCUUAGGACAGCUAAGAAAGGCCCUUUGGGACCUUUAGUCCCUUAGUGCUAAUAAGACCCUCAGGUAGAGGUGGUCUUGACAGAUAAGUCUGAGCCUCGGAGAAGAUUGGGGCAAAUUUGGGAGUCACCGGGAGAGACAGAUGGUAGGGGAAGCUUCCUGAGUGCAGAACACUGUUAAGAGAGCAUACCUGGAUCGAAAUGGGCAGAGGAAAGACCAUGGAGCAUAUAUUUAAGCCUACUGGCUAGACCAGUAGAAAGACCGAGAAAUUGUGGUCUCCAUGGAACCAAGGAAUCAGUAGGAGGGAGUGCUCAACAGUACCCCAAACUACAGUGACAAAAAGGAGGAUUUGGACUUUGAAAAAAAGACUCAGAUUUCAAAACUGGUUCCAAUAUGCAAAAUUCCAAAGAAAUCUCAAAAGUGGGGAAAGAAUUGUCAAUAAGUAGCGAGCAACAAAGUAACGAAAACAUAGUUGUAAACAGUAUCCAAAGAGUAGCAAUGAAGGAGAUCGUGGGAAAAAUGGGAUAGGAACCAAGGUAGAGUAAAUCAAAGGAAGACUAUUUCAGAAUGGGAGAUAGCCAAGCACAUUUGCAGACAAAUGGAAAAGAACCAGUGGCCUUGAAUAGGCUGAGGAUUCUUUUUUAUUAUUAUUAUUUUGAUGGUAUUUUGUUUUUCCAAAUACAUGCAAAGAUAGCUUUAAACAUUCACCUUCAACAAAACCUUGUAUUCCAAAUUUUUCUCCCUCUCCUCCCCCCAGCUCUCCCCUUCCCAAGACACAAUCUGAUAUAGAUUAAAUGUGCAAUUAUUCUAAACAUAUUUCCAUAAUCAUCACAUUGAACACACACACACACAUACACACACACACACAUCACAUCAAAAGGGGAAAAAAUGAGAAAAAAAGUUCUUAAAUAAGCAAACAAUAUAAAGGUGAAAAUUCUCUGCUUUGAUCCACAUUCAGUUUUCAUAGUUUUCUCUCUGGAUGGGGAUGGUUCUUUCCAUCAUAAGUGUAUUGGAAUUACCUUGAAUCACCUGAUUGUUGGAAAGAGCCAAGUCCAAAUCAGCUGAUCAUCACAUAAUCUUGUUGUUGUGUAUAAUGAUCUCCUGGUUCUGCUCAUUUCACUCAUCAUCAGUUCGUGGAAGUCUCUCCAGGCCUCUCUGAAAUCAGCCUAUUCCUCAUUACUUACAGAACCAUAAUAUUCGAUACAUUCAUACCCCAUAACUUAUUCAAGCCAUUUCCCAAAUUGAUGGGCAUCCAUUCAGUUUCCAGUUUCUUACCACUAUGAAAAGGGCUGCUACAAACAGUUUUCCAUAUGUGGAUCCUUUCCCCUCUUUUAGGGUCUCUGGGAUACAGACCCUUAGUCAAUCUGAGAGAUAUGAAGUGAUAGCUCAAAGUGAAAUAGAAGAUUCUUGAGAGAGGAAGAAUGACUGUUACAGCAAGGUCCUAGUUGAGGCAGAAGGAAAUGGGUUCAAGGGUUCCAGGAGCAGGAUUAACCUUAAGCAAAAUUCAUUUGGUCUCACUAACACCACUUUCCUAUCUUUCCUCACACUGUGCUUCUCCCUGGAGUGCCCCUCAGAUAUGGCUUUAUUACUGGUAUUGGGAUUUACUGAAGUGAGGGAACCUGAUGGAGAAAGGAGAAACUACACUGGACUCGGGAAUCAAAAGGCCGGGGUUCCAAUUCAAUUAAACAUAAGCUCCUUGAGGGUAGAUAUAAUGUCAUUUUUGUUUAGUAUGCCCUUGACUUAAUGCUUAAAGUCCUUCAGGCCUACUCAAAACUUUGAAAUAGAUGAAGCCUUACUGAUUUUCACAAGUGUCUUGAAAGAUCUCACUUUAUCUCGUUCAGUAUCACCAUGUACCAUAACUUGUCAUAUGCUUAAGCAGAUGCUUAAGAAAACGCUUUGUAUGUUUCACUCUUGUAUUUGUACGUGUAUCAGGAUGUGAUUAAAGCUUACAGGAUGAACUUGUCUUCAUCUCUUAGUAGUUCUUAUACCACAAAAGGAAGCUGGGAAGGUAGCAGAAUAGGAAACCCUUCUGCAAUUCUGCAAUUGUUUUAGUAAGGGUUCAUCUACUCAUUCAGCUUGAAGACUUCCAGCAGGUGAGCACAGACUAUGUGGGUAUUCAUUCACUCCCUCAUCCACCCAUACAUUCAGGAGAUAGUAUGAAAAGUGACUUCUUUGCCUAAGAACACAACUUUUUCUUUCUUUCUUUGUUAAAACCUCCAAAGCUAUCUGAGGAUUGACUAACUAGAUUUCUGAACUAAACUCAAAACACCAACAAUAGGUCCCAGGCCUAGCCCUACCAGGCCAUUGUUUGAGCCCAAAUGUAAAUAGCAUUUGAUUCAGUUUGGGCCAGAAAUCCUAAGGGGCUUACCCUCCCUGAUUGCAUUUUUGUUUGUUUGUUUCAACUCUUAUUUAGCUUUAAUCGCUGGAUGGGUGUUUCCUCAGUCAAACUAAAUCCAGGGCGGUCUUCCUAAUCUCUCCAUUUGGCCUGGGGACACAGAUGGCUCUGGAAAGGAAAGUGAGGCAGGUGACCUUGCCCAGCCCCACCCUCCCUGAAAUCCAAUUCCCCUCCAUGUCACCUUUCUGAGGUCACGGGUCUCUCUGACAAGGAAGGACAGACAACAAGUUUGGCCUAGUUAUAGAUCUGCCACUGGCUCGGAAUCAUGGGAUCCUCCAGAGUGUGGCUUCUUAAACUCUUCCUAUUUGUGACCCCUUUUCGUCCCGGUACAGAGGGAUAUAAAAUAAGUAUACAAACCAAAGUUUUAGUGAGAAUAAAGUUUUAACCCUGUCUGGGCUCAUGACACAUACUUUAAGAAGCUGGACUCUAGAGGCUAAUCAAGAUCCUCCUUUCAAAUCACGAACGCGUGGGGUUGAAUCUCGUGCCUGAUGCUUGCUUACUUAGCUGUGUGGCCAGGAACAACUCUGGUCACCGGCCCACGGGGCAGCUCGCUCUUGGGGAUCUUGGGAGCUUUCAAUGAAAAGUAGCAUGCCCAGUGCUUUGAUCACUUGAAAUGAAAUCCAUGUAAAUAUCAGCUGUCACGCCUAGAGCUGUCCCAGCGGAACCACAGAGUUAAGAGUAGCAGGGGAGCUCGGAUGGGAAAAGUGAGGCAACACAGAGUGGGAUGGGGAUGACGCAGCGCCCCCGGACUCCCUCGGGGGCGCACUCGGAGGGCAAAGCCGGGGCUGAGGCGCUCAGGCCGCAGCCCAGCUCUCAGCUCACCUCCGCGCGCUUUCGCCUAACCCUGCCUCCGACCGUCCGGAGGCGCUGCGCCCGACCGGCUCGCGCCGUUUCUCAGAAGCGGCGGUCUCUCUCUCUCUUUCGCGCGCGCGCGUGCACUCGUAUCCGCCCAGUCGCAGUCGUGCUCGGCUCGUAGUCUGCCAGUCACUCCGCGGUGGGUUGUGCCUGUGCCCGGUAUGGGCCGGACCUGUGGCCACGGGGCGGGGCAAAGUGAGACGCAGAUCCAGCCACGGCGGCUGCAGCUAUAGUGACGGGAGACGGGGGGCGGAGAAGGGAGAGAAAAGGCAGCUAGCCCCUCGGGGUCCCUCGCCCCGCCUCCCCCCCCCCCCUCUUCUCGGCCUGUAAAGAGAAAAACAACAUGGCGGCUCUUCCGGUACGGCCGGGAAGUGGGUGCCCUCUGACCCCGGAAGUAGAUGACCGCCGGUUCCGUCCUUCCCCAAAAUGGCGGAGGCGGUGGCGGCGGCGACUGAAGACGAAGAGGAGAUAGUAGGGCCCCGACUGCCGCAGCUACUAGAGACCGGCCGCCGGCUAUUAGGUGAAGUCGAGGACACCAACGAGUCGACGAACUCCAGGUUUAUCCAGGAGAAGGUGAAGCAAGGUUUGGAAAGCUUGGAGAAAGCUUCCCGCAUGAUGGCGCAGCUUGACCUGUUCAGCCCUAAUGAAGACUUGGAAGAAAUUUCUUCCACCGACCUCAAGUAUCUCUUGGUACCGGCUCUCCAGGGAGCUCUCACUUUGAAGCAGAUCAGCUUCAAUCACAGGUUGGAACAAGUACAAACUGCCCGUGCCCACUUCAUGGACUUUUUAAAGCAAUGUCAGAACUACCAGGUCACAAAGUUUGAGCUUCCCUCAACCCAGGAUAACCCCCCUGGAAAAAAAUCGUUCGAUGGGCCCACGGGAAGCCAGCAAAGCCUCGUUGCCAUGGCGUCCCACAGACAAGCCAAAAUAGAGAGAUACAAGCAGAAGAAGGAGCUGGAGAACAAGUUGGCAUCUCUGGAAUCUGCUGUAGAAAAUGGCCGAGCAGAUGAGGAACAAGUUCGAGAAUAUUACCUGCUUCACUUACAGAAGUGGGUCAACAUCAGUUUGGAGGAGAUUGAGAGCAUCGACCAAGAAAUAGUGAUCCUGAAAGCCCGAGACUUGGGAAAACAGCCAUCAACUUCUCGGGUGCCUCCUCAGAACAGAGCUCCAACCAAACCUUUUAUCCUCACUCGGGACACUGCCCAGGCCAAGGUAUUUGGCUCUGGCUAUCCCAGCUUGGCGACCAUGACAGUGAAUGACUGGUAUGAGCAACGCCAAAAAUGGGACACAUUCAAGAAUUCAAAAGUGACCCUCAAUCAGGAGGCAGAUCAAGAUGAGGAUCAGGAAACAAAGUCAGAAGAGGAUGAUGAAGAGUCAUUACUCAAAAAGCGUAAUUGGGACGACUGGAAGGACACACAUCCACGGGGUUAUGGCAACCGGCAGAAUAUGGGUUAAUUUCAUCAAGAAGAAAUAGGACCAGAGGGGCUCGAAUCUUCGCCUCCAAAGGAAAGUUGUACAGGUUCCCACUCCCCUGCCCUCCUCCCUCUCCCGUGUACAAUGACAUCAGAGACAGUUCAUCUUGCUGUGCAUUCAAUAAAGUGUCAAAAGACUUAAGUGUGCACUUGUAGCCUAGCUGAUGAGCUGACAGCUGUUGCAGACGUCACACUUGAGCAGAGAUUCCCAGUUUCCCAGACAUUCCCAAGUAAGUGGAAAGGAAAAAGCAAUGAGAAAUGGCUCUGUAUUAUUGAUUGUUGUAUGGAUUGUUUAAAAAGAUAAAGUCCCAUGCGUUUUAAGCCUCCAUGGAACCAAGCCCUUUCCUAGGCCGGGCUACGUAGAAGCCGCUUGUCCAUGGAAGAUCUCAGUGAAUUCUUUACACUCGUAACCACUGGUGACAACCCCCUUCUGCCCUCCAAGUACUUUGGGCACCGUGGCAUUUACAAAAGGACAGAAUCAGGGGCCAAGAUUUUCCCUGCCUCUUGGCAUCAUUUUCAGGAAUCAGCAACAGGGCCAUAACUGAACUCUGGUGGACACCCAAGGCCAGCCUUCACAGACUGUUCCUCAGGCACUACUUGAAGCAGUUUGCAAAUAACAACAGUGCCUUAGGGGUCUCACCAGCACUCGCUUUGGUCCCACGUGGAGGCUAUGACAGGGACGUGAGAUCCUGGGACUUCUUCUGGUGCCACUGCUUCCCACCUCUUUUCUUCACCUUAAGUUCAUUGAAGUCAACAAUUCUUCCCUUGCAGCUCUUCCGAGAGCUUUGUUUGCUAAUUCAUAACUGACAUCUUGCAGAGAUCGUCCGUUGUCUUCUCGGAGGCCACAGGCUACAGAUUUGCAGAAACGUUUGCCGGGUCUUGAAGAGGAGGGGGAGCUGGCUCAGGCCCUCAUCUUCGGCAUUUUAUUGCUUGUGAUGCACAGUACGUCUACUCCGGGAUCUGUCAUCUCAGCAGUAUGGCCAUUUCUUCCAACAUGUCUUCCCUAAGGACUUUAGAAGCAGCAUUCAAGGUUCUCAGAACUGGGAGAGUCCAUACAGUAGUCAAAUGUCCUUCCUUGGGUUCUUUGGACAGCAAGAGGAUAGUGUUGGAGAGCUGCCUGCUAGUUGUCUCUUGCUCUCAGCACGUGACAAGACUUCUCUUUUGAAAUCAUACGUCUCUUGAUGAUACCCCGCUCCGUAAUUCCUUGCCCGGACCCUGCUCAGGCUCCCCAAGAGCCUCUCCGUUAUCCCCUGGAUGGUCUUCGACAUGGCUUCUGUGGAGAUUAUCAUGUUCCAUUUCUCAGCAGCAUAUCCCCAGACGUAUUCAAUAAUUAGGACUGAUUUAACUCCUUUGAAAGAGAAGCUUGGGCUCGUUCAAAGAACUCUGCAGUUGCAUAGAAGCAAUUUCACUUGUUCUCUUCCUCACGUGCAGUUUGGGGCCUAAUUCAUCAUCCCUGGGAUAUCUACUGAUGGAUGGGUUCCGUAUACUGUCCAUUCAAAUACAUUUCAUCUGCUGGGCGAUACAGUCUUCCUCCAUUUGUUUUUUGGGUUUUUUUCCUGCUAUGGAGUGUUAGACCCAACGCUUCAAAGAAAUUUGUGGAUAUCGUUUACGAGGCUCUAUCCAUCCUGCAGCGUUCUGGAGUCUUGAAGCGGUCAGAGGAGCGUCAUUCCAUGCCACAGAAGCUUCUAGCGCGCAUCAGCAUCUCUAGAGAGUCCCUCCGCCAUCUGGACCCCGCAUCGGAUCUUCUCCAGGACGGGAGCAGAGAGAUCUGGCGAGCACACAUAUUCUAGUUUCUGCCUUGCUUAAUAGAUUUCUAAGUAGUGGGUCUUGGAACAAGGUUGUGUUUCAUGUUUUAGGGGACAGUGUAUACCAUUGACAUGCAGAGGACCCAAAUCAGAGGAGAGCUUUUAAGGUGGUGGUUUGCUCUACCGAAUCCAAUGCUUGUUUUAUUUGAUAAACAGUAAGCACAGUGGAAUCUCAUACUCUCAGUCAGUUAUGUGAUAGUCAAAAUACUUUGUGGAAUUUCAAUUGUGAAAGGCUGCUUGCUGAUUUCUAAUAACUUUAUUAAGUAUGCACUCAAUGUGUGUAGAUUAUUCUUAGAAAAUUUUAUAUAGGCAGGGAAAGUAGUUGCAGAUAGUCUCUAGGUCCCCUUUCUCUUCUUUUUAGUAAUAAAAAGUCUGAGCUAUUUUUUCAUGCGUUAGCAUCUUCCCUUUCAGCUACCUUGAGAAUAAGUCUUAGUGCCCUUUAAAUGAUGUUACCUCCUAACUGAUUUUCUCAUCUUCAGUUGCCAUUUCUACUUCCUCAUGUGCGCUUAAAAGUACAUGUGAUAGCUUUGCUGCCUUGAUGGUGGGAAAAGUUUAUUAAUCAAGAUAAUUGCAGAUAUUUUCCAUCUUUGAUCUCUUUAUCCUUCUAUUUUCAUCCUUUAAUGCUCUGAGGAUGGAUGCCUAUUCUAGUUGGGUCUCUCAUCAACACUUCUUCAACCUUCUACUGCUUCCCAUGGUUUUAAGAGGUAGUGUCCUCCAUAACCUUCCGCCAUCUGCUUCCAUCAGAUUUUUACAAACUUGUUUAUAUUCUAGAUGCGUAGUGUUCUUGUCUGCCAUCCCUCCAUUCAGCAAACGGAUCAAGUGUUUGUUGACUAAGGCAGUUUUCAGGAUCUUUGAGACUCGUAAUUAUGGCAAUUGAUUUACAUGGGUUAAACUAUAUGAAACUGUUAUAAUAAUAAUCGUCAAUGUCUUGUCUCCAUUUAUUUCUCACUUUUUAGAGUCUACUUGUUUAAGUCCGAUCAGAGUUGAUUUAAUUGCAUGCCAUAUCAUUUCCUCAUUUUUAUUUUGCUGGUUUUGUAUUACUUUUCACUUUUAUUCUAACAAGUCGGGUGGUCUUGACUGUAUCCAGACAGCUGAUUCAGGAACGAUUCUUGCAUCAGUGAUGAGUCAUUACCUAUCUAUCUGUUAAAAUGGUAAUUAAAUGUUUCAUUACGUAAUUUGGUGCUUAACAUUUUGAGCAUAUUAUAAUUCUCGUCAGGCCAGUUGGUGGUGAACUACUUGGCUGUGGUAAAAGCAAAAUCAUGGAAAGAAAAAUGAGUAAUGGUUUUCAUUUUUAUACAGGGCUUGGCCUAGGCCAAACCUAUGGUGUUAUUAUGAGUACCAUGGUUUAGUGGUUCGUAGCAUGUGUGUGUAUUUUGGAAGAAGGGAUUUAUAACACAAAUUCUAGGCCCAGAAUACCUGGGCCCAGCUCUUGAGCUGACAUCCAGAAGACUGAAUGUACUAAAAAAAUUUUGUGUAGGAAAUAAAUGCUCUCUUAAGAA